CUUUUGUUAACCUGACAUAUUAAGUACAGUUAGCUGACAAAGCUAGCCGGCAAAAUAUAUUCGGGUAUAGUAGCUAGAUUUGCUGCUUCAUAGCUUGUCUCAUUGUUCGUGGCCGGUUCAGUGAGCUGGAAGAAAAUGGAUUACGUGAUGCUAACGGCUCACCCUAGCUGAUGCAACUUUACUCGGUCAUUGUCAUUAUACAAUCAGCUCAUUUAAACCCGUUAGUUAGCUGGCUCAGUAAUCUGGUGCAGCUAAAUAGCUAGAUUGUUGGGCGUAUGCAUAACCUUAAAUCACAACUACUGCCACGAUGAUGCUCCAGGAUGGCUCUACACAGCUUCUUUGUCUCACAGCCAGCAGCGGGGUCCCUCUUUUCACAAGAGGAGCCUCCAAACAGCUGCCCUUCUCUGUCAUAGGCUCUCUAAAUGGUGUUCACAUGUUCGGAGGUGGUCAGGGGGUAGUGUUGACCUGCUCUGAGACGCAAGGUGGAGGGAAGGUGGUGUGGAGAGUUUUCCAUGACAGUGUGAUGCUCAUCGCUGUGAGUGGAGGUGGAGAUGGCGGAGUGGGCAGCAGCAAAGAGGAGGAGGCCCGUCUACAACGCCUCCUAGAGAAUGUGUGGGGCUGCAUGGUGCUGGUGUUAGGGCUGGAUGAGCUGGUUAAUGUCCGGAAUGUUGAGAGGCUUAAAAGGGAACUCAGGUCCUGCUUCAGUCUUAUUGAUGAGCUGCUGGAGGACAAGCAGGAGGGUAUUCUGGGAAACCUUACACAUUGUGCUGAUUCACUGGUGCCCCCAAACCCCGCUCUUUUUCAGGAGGCAGUGGAUGGUUUUGCUCAGGCUGCAGACAGUGAGUUUGGUUGCCUCGUUGUUCAUGGGCGAAUUGCUACGGCAACUGAAAAGUGGUGGCGCCUCGCUCCGCAGGAAGUUGUCCUGCUUUCUGCUUUGAUACGCUCACUCUCGGCCUCUGGAUCGGCUUCUUGUGAUUACCCAAUUUUCCUUCCUCAUGGCAGCCCCACUGUAGCCCACCGUCUUCUCCGCUUCCAGCUGCUGCCCAGAGCAGACGUAUGUGUGCUGUGCGGUCCAACCCCAUCCCUACAUGGAGCUGAGACUGGGCUAGUGAGUCGUUUCUGGUCUCCCUUGGUCGAGACCCUGAGAGAGUGCCUGGCUGUUGGAGAACGCUACCUACCAGGGUCUGUAUCCCUGCGCCCCGAUGUGCUGGCACUUCUUCUCAUCAACCGCGAAACACGUCGUGCAGUCUCCUGUGUACGGACUCCCAAUUACCAUUACGAUGGUCCAUUACUCUCCAAGGCCCGCUGCUGGGAGCUGCUGAAACUCUUUUAUAUCUUCAGCACAUCACGGUACUUCACCCAGGAAGAGCCUUUAUUUGUCUCCACAGAAGAAAACGCUCAAAGAGGCAACACUGAAGACUUUCCUCUUGGAUUCUCCCACCAGCCCCAACAAUGUUAUCUAGUUACAGAGGAAUGCAAAAGCUAUGGACUUCAAACACCACAGCACCAGCUGUUUCUGCUCAUCUUACCAUCUGUGCCCACGUUUGCGCUGCGUACACUGGCUACACAGACUCUGUCUGAUAUAGUAGCAGCCACAGGGUUUUAAUUGAAUUUCCUGUUUAACACCUUUUUUUUAAUCACAGGUGAAUAGCUAUAACAUUAAUGUGAAUUUACAUUUUCUUUACUGAUUUAUGCAAGCAUAUUAUAUGCUCACACACAAUCAUAAAGAUCAGCUACUAUCUUUUGUAAAGACAGCGAUUAACUGUGCACUGGUAAGCAAAUGUAUGGUAGAAACAAUGAAACACUACUCAAGCUCUUACAGUUUCUACUAUGCUGCCUCUAAUGCUGGCAAAAUAUAAAAACACAUUGAAAUGUCACACCAAAGUGCUUUGAGUUUUGUUUUGCAUCACUGUUGCACAACUGCCCUGCCUCUCUAUAAGCUGGUUAUUACAUUAGAGGGCAGCACUGUAACAAUGUGUAUUAAAAUGUAUUGGAGAAUAAUGUGAAGAUGUUACACUGGAUUUAAAAUUACCUGCUGUUUUUGUUGUUUUGACAUUUUGAAUAGUCUGACCUCAGAGGAGGUAAAAUUAUCUGUUUCUAAAUAUAGUUGGUUAAUUUCUCUGGGUCUUGAUGUCACUGAGUCAGUCAUUCACGUGUUUUCUCAUGUUGAUGGGUCUGCCCACUACUGGCUGAGAGAUUCAUUGCAAAACUCAACAGCUGUAGAACAAAAAGUACAACCUCUAAACCACUUCCUAAAUGAAACUAAAUGUUUUCAGUAUUAUUUAAGUCAGUCAAAGCUGAGUAAUCAAAGUGGUCAAAACUGAACGUUUCCUCCUCGGCACUCUUUGAAUCAGCUGAUAUUUUUGUGCAGUAACUUUAGUAUAUUUAAUAAAGCCUUGCACUGAGAGUGUGAACGUUUUGAGUUACAAGCCCUCGAAGUAUAUGUCUGGGGCCCAAAUGUGGCUGAGGAGACACUAGUACAGGAACUAGCUACAUGAAAUUUUGAAGUCUGAAAAGUACAUUUAAACUGUGUUUUAAAAACUGCAACCAGAUCAAUUGUAUAUCCAGCUGUACAACAGAAAGUACAACCUCAAAACCACUUCCUAAAUGAAACAAAAUGUUUUCAGUAUUAUUUAAGUCAGCCAAAGCUAAGUCAUAAAGUUGGUCAAAUCUGAAAGUUUACACCUCAGCACUCUGAAUCAGCUGAUAUUUUUCUGCAGUAACUUUAGUGUAUUUAAUAAAGCCUUGCACUAUGAAUAUGAACAUUUUAAAUUACAGGCCCUCGAAGUAUAUGUCUGAGGCCCAAAUGUUGCAGAGGAGACACAAGUACAGGAGCUAUGUAACAGUUUAAAGUCUGAAAAGUACAUUUAAUCUAUGUUUUAAAAACUGCAACCAGACCAAUUUUAUAUCCACUCAAGUCUUGUUUGUGUGCAGAAUGGGUAGUUUCGGUAGCAAGACUGCACCAGUUUUAUUGUCCAUGAUGUAAAGUCACAGAAACAAGGACUGGCUGCACUUUUUAUUUGAGCUCAAAUGUGUGUUUAAGAUCAUUUCUGUCUUCCAGCAUUAAGAAGUAAUUAGAGUAAAAAAUGCUGAGAAAAUUAAGCAUUUCGAAAGCCCAUAACCAUAAAAAUGUUCAUAGUAUAAGGGUAAAACUUUGCAUGGUUUCAUUAAAUAUACUUAAGUAUUUAUGUAUUAUGAUCCAGCUAGUAGCAGGUGUAGAACGUUUUUCACAUUUCCAGACAGCUGUGAGACAACUUACAUGCAAGGAAAAUAAAAAAGAGAGAACGUCUUUGCGUUACAAGAAAUUUAUUUUACAGGACUUGAUGGUGUAAUAACAGCUGUGGGUGGUGAUGAAUAAAUGACAGUGUUUUUGCAUUUCUCU
Molecule: messenger RNA, 3382 nt
Organism: Oreochromis aureus
Lineage: Eukaryota; Metazoa; Chordata; Actinopteri; Cichliformes; Cichlidae
Gene: fuz
Product: fuzzy planar cell polarity protein
Exons: 1
Coding region: 308-1606 (432 amino acids)
Biological process (GO): non-motile cilium assembly; vesicle-mediated transport
Source: RefSeq, a predicted model, not a curated record